AUGGCCGGCUCCAGCAGCGCCCCGGCUUUGGUCGCGACUUUCGUUUUUGGUCUUGUUGUUCUAGCCGCAUCGGCGGCCAUAUUUUUCUUUGUCAAAGCCAAUAGAUCGCCUCUGCUCCGAGACGAACUGAGGCUGGCCCUCGUCGUUUUCCUCGCGACCUCGACGCUCUGGGGAAUCCUCGAAUUCGCGGCGACCCUCGUCUCCCACAAUGUCACCUCGGCGUGCCAGGUCGCCAUUUCAUUCGCCACUGUUUUCGACCAACUCGCUCGCUUCUCGGUGGAACAGUUUUUGCUAUGGGGGGUCAACGGCGGCAUGAAGGUCUCCAAGCUGUCGCUUGUCUUGCAGGGCGGUCUCUUCCUCAGAUUCAUCCUCGGCGCCGUGUUUGUUGGAGUUCAACGGCCUCAAUUCGACACCGUUUGCGUUGCCACCAACUUGAUUCUCCCCAUCGGCAUUGUUGUCAUGGUUGUUGACAUCGCCAUGGUGAUGAUUCUGGGGACAAAGGCUUUCCUUGCUAAGAAGAGCGAUGCUAUCAGGCCGGAGCUGUCUCGGACCAACACCUUGAUCCUCAUUACCGUUGGACUGGGCAUGUGGACUGCCUUGAGCACGCCCCUCUUCCUCGGACUCAAGUCUACUGGCUUGGCUGUCCGAACAAUCCUGCCUGCUAUUGGCCUAUUGAUCUUAAUUGGAAUCGUCGCCCUUACCGCAAGGAGUUUCGUGCCCCCGCCAUCGACGUCUGGUCUGCAGAUUCAGAAAACCGUAUCAUUCGAGUCCACGAUUGAGCUGCCAACCCGCAACCUGGAGACUCGAGAGUUCCCUUCGCAGACGGCAAUGGAAAGAAUCAAUGGCGCCCUACCUCUCAUCAGCCACCCGCCUUUCGGACAGGCUUCUCGCGGCAUCGGUGGGCUUCCCGUCGAAGGCGAGCUGUUUCCCCCAAUGCGAGCUCAGACUGCGCCCGUCAGAGCGUACAGCAGGAAGAAGAUGACGGACAGGGCUUACAAGGGCGGCAAGAUUGUCAUAUCGAAGCCGAUUGUGCAGAUGGAUGCGGAAACCAGCAACUUUGACAACAUCCCGACCAUCGAUCUGGCCACCGCAGCGAUGAAGGAGAAGGAGCGUCGUGAGCUGAUGCCUCAGAAUCCUUUUGUAAACGUCGAUAUAGGACUUGGCAAAGCUCCAUCUCCUACAGAAGUCACGCGCAAGUUGUCUGCAGCGAAACGAAAGCAGGUUCCCGAAUCUGCAGCCCCGAGCAACAGCCGAAAUCUCCUUACCGUCGACGAGCCCGCAUUCGCCAUGACGUCCGCUGUACAGCUCUCUCCUGGCCCAGAGUCGGCUCGCAGACGAUCCCCUCGCCAUCAGAGGGACGGCUCCGCGCCAUCCCCGCCAAUUAUUUCACCAAAGGAGGAGGCAAGAACGCCAAAGUCAGCUCCUCUUCAAAGUGUACCAGCGGCCCUGGCAGCACCGCCGCCGCCCCCUAUCCCGUCAUUGCAGAAAAGGCUCGAGGAGGAUAGAGCCAUGUCCGGAACGGCCGCGGCCUCUCACUUCAGUGUCAGCACCAUGGAUCCCAUGACAGCACGAAUUGCGUCGACAAUGAUGUUUAGUCCCGAGGGUCCAAAGUCUGCAAAAGUUGCUGCCCCUCGACCCCCGCCUCGUCCUCCUGCACCUGCAGCACCUCCAGCUUCUGUUGAUCAGGUUUGGGUGGAUCCUCGGACAGCAACGUUGCCUCGAAGCAAUUCCGUCAAGAACAAUAUCCGACCAUCUCGACAGCGUCCCCCGUCACUACCUGCGGAAGAAGAGAAGCCGGAUACGAAGACUCCUCUUCAGCGAAGGGCAACCGUAGGACUGCCGAACAACCCAAGGGCCAGAGCAACCAGGGUAUUCGGUGGGGAACGAGGCACCGUGCAUGAGCGACAGAUUAUGUUUAUGAAUAGUGAGGAGGAUACUGUCCCCAUCCUGGCCGCCGCAAAAAUGGAAGCAGAGGAAGAGAGCGAGAGCGAGUCUCCAACCCGAAAAUCGAUGAUCCACCGACCAAGGCCAAUUCCACGCAAGUCUACGGCGUCAGCUUCUGAACUCUUGGGACUCUCCAUCGACCCUGCUCAAGAUGACCUUGCGCUCCUCCCAACACCAAACAUGCCUUUGAUCUCUCCCGUGAGUGUGAAAAGCCUAUCGCAGAGCACUUACGGAGCAACUUCGCCCGGAUCCCUCACAAGAGUCAAGACUGUUCGAAGAACGUCCUUUGUUCCUGAUCUGCCGGUUGUUCCUGUAGAGUACCAGAGCCAACAGUCGAAAGUUUCUCAGGAUCCAUUUACUGAGGAGACGACUACAAAUGUAUGGACGGUUGUGCCAAACGAGGGAUUGGCUCGGAUGCCCAGCACAGACAAGAAGACACGUGCGCUUUGCGUUUCAAAGUUCAGCGUCGACACUGCGCUGACUGCUCAAGAACCACAAUCGCCCUACCAGAGUCGGUUGUCGGUAAACACUCAGUCAUCUUAUGAGGAAACCAUAGGCCGCAACUCCACGGUUGCCUUUUCUUCAGAUCCAAAACCUGCUAGAGUCUCAACGGUGCUCAAUUCCUUUAGCGAGCGUCUUACACGUCACGAGAGUGUUGAUUCUGAGCUAUCUCUGAUGCUGAGGAUGGCCCCCGUGCCGCCCAAGAAUAUGCCAGGCGAGAAACGGUCUGUUGCUCAAGAUGAGAGCGAAGCGGAGGAUGUUCCUUUUAUCAUUGAUAUCCCCACGCCCGAAUCGCCCAGAUCAAUGGAGAGUGAUGUUCAGUUGACUGUCGACCAAUUGCCAUCAUGGCACCACCGCGUUGGCGAGGAGCUGCCUUCAUUCUCUUCUCAGCUAAAGAUCAGGAGGUCGCGCAAGCUCUUGGUGCCCAAGCCCCUGGCCUUGUACAGGCCAGCCAACGUCACUGUCGUCAUCGAAGCCGAGCCGUCACCUGAAGAACCAGCCCAGGAAGCUCUCGACAAGAUCCACGAGCAACUCAAGCACCUUGAUCUUGAGAAUGGAGAUGCUCGCGCUACUAUUAGCGAGAAGCAGCGACAGGCUAUCUUGGCCAACUUGGAGUCUGAAAUGGGUGCUCAAGAGGACCAAUGGCAGAUGCUUAGGGUUGACUACUCCCAAGGCUCGCCUUCUACCACUGUCUCCGCGUCAGAGAUCAACUCAUUACGCAGCAGCGUUGAUAUUAGCAAGUUUGAGAUUAUGCCCAUCACUAAGCUCAACGCAAGCGCUGGUGAUUUGCUCGUAGCACUCAAAGAGCAUGCUGAAAACCGCCUGUCAACUUCUUCCGACCAGCUGUCCAAGGAGGAGACACUCGACUCUGGAGAUGAGAAGCUCAACCGCCGAUCUCUGUCGGCUUCAGGUAAAAUGAACCUGCUCUCCGUGAACACCAGAACAAUGUCGCAGAUUGGUAGCCCUACUCCUCCUGAUACUGACGAGUCAGGCGCGGAGAGCGACAAUGAUAGCAUGGUGGAAGGCCUCGGCGCAGCUAAAGACGGCUCUACGGCAUUGAUGCCAAGAGCCACAAGCUUUUUGGCUUUGGAUGAAGUUUUGAGCCCAUUUGAAGAUGUCCAAAACAAGUCAAACGCUCCUGUUGAGUUCGAGGACGUCUCAUUGAUGACCCCCAAGGCCCUACCCGCCCCUAUUGUCGCACAGCCCGAGGAGACCAUGGUCGCCAACGUUGCGAUUGCCGAAGCUGAGACUAUCAAGUUCAGCUUGGCAGACCUGGAGGAGUCCUCACCUGUAUCUGCACCCGUACCCGCACCCGCGCCACGACCACGACAAGUCAUCCGACGACCUCCCCGCCAGAGCAAGCGCAUCUCUACGCUCCCAGACAUCGUCGAGAACCCACAGCCGCUAGUCGGCAAAUCCGGAAAUCUUGGCAUCUUCCAGUUCCCAUGGGGUGAGAAGUCAGACUUGGCCAGGAUCCCUCCCCGCAUGGUUGGCAUUUCCGGCACCAUGACCAGCGGCCGUGCCCCCAUGAACUCGAUCCAAGAGAAGAAGCUUCCCCCAGCCCCUCAGACUUUCCUUGAUGACGACGAAUUCGAGAAUGGCUUGGACGAUUACGAGAACGAGGAAUAUGACGAUGGCUUUGACGAGGCUACUCUUUGGGAAAUUGCCAGCUUGCUGGAGAGCGACCUGGACACCUCCCGAGAUGACCUCUUCAUGGUUGGCGAGGAGGACUGGGCGGAUCAAGCGCCUGCUGAGGAUGAGCUGUCCCCCGCUUCAUCCCCGGUUCGAGAUGUUGUUGUCGAGAGUGUAAAGGAAGAAGUAUAUGAUUUCGUCCCUGGUACGCUAGCAUCAUCUGAAAGCUCUUCUGACAUUUCUUUACAAGUCCCCACUCUCUGGACAGCCGAUAUGAAGGACUCUCGGAUGGGAUUGGGCUUGCCGCAGCCUAGUGAGGGGGAAUGGCAAUCGUACUUUGCCAUUGCUCCCAGACAAGCCCGCACUGUUCGUCGGGUGGUUGACGAGCCUACUCAGCUGUCCAGUGUUUCUCUGUGGACAGCUACCGCGACUGAUGCCUCGAUGUACACAUCUGGAGUCUGGCGUGCUCCUGAGACCAAGGCUGUCAAGUCUGCCUCAAAGAUUGUCAGCCUGGUGUGGUCGCCGCUGAAGCCUACAAACAUCUCCAGCCUGGGCCUGCCUCAACCAGUUGACAGUCUCUGGACCGCGUAUAUCCCGGAAGCAACCCGCGUCGCCCGCAAGACUACUCAGAUGCCACAGCCUCCAGUGAUUACAUCUACAUCACUGUGGUCUCUCAAGAGAAGCGUCAAAUCUAGCGCCUCGGCCGGUGUAUGGACUCAUGCGAAUGAAGUUGAGGCUGAACAGCUGACUGCCGCUACCGCUUCAGUAUGGACACCGCUUUCUCGCGCUCGUGUUGCGACUGUGGGACUUCCACAGCCGGAGCUCAGCGUAUGGGAUCUUUACAUUUCACCUUUGACGCGCUCUUCCCCCAAGGCAGCACGGAUGCUUCCCCCCGCAACGAUUGAGACCACAUCUCUGUGGAAGCAGAGCCCAGCUGUCAAGCACAGCGCAUCAAACGGCGUAUGGAGUCUGGUGGAAAAGAUUGAGACUGAGGUGCUGACAACGACUGCUGCUUCACUGUGGUCUCUUUCCUCUCGCGCUCGUACCACUGUGGGACUGCCGCAGCCAGAGCCAAGUGUCUGGAAGUCAUAUAUCCCUGUGGUCGCACGCCCUGCUCCCAAGGCAGCACGAAUGCUUCCUCCUGCAGUAAUUGAGACGACAUCUUUGUGGAAGCUGAGCUCAGUUACAAAAUCUAGCGUAUCACAAGGUGUAUGGAGUCCGGCUCUCAAGGAGGAAGAGGCCAUCAUCACCCCUGAGGCAUCUUCCGUUGCUUCUUCGCUAUGGUUGCCGAUUUCUGCUCCUCGCGGUAACCCAUGGAGCCUUCCUCAGCCAGAUAUCCAGGCUUGGGCCGCAUACAUCUCUACUGAUAGCCGUGUAGCUCGCCGUGCUCCUCAAGCCCAGCAGCAACAGCAAGUUACCAUUCAGACGUCUUCAAUGUGGUCCAUUGAGCCUUCAAGAACCAUUGAGAUGUUCUCUAGUGCAAACAUGUGGAGCUUGAAGAUUACCACCCUGCUCUGGGCACCGGCUGUGUCUAAAGAUGCCGGCGUUGGUCUCUCCCAGCCGGAUGCAAAGGUCUGGAACGCUUACAUUGCUCUGCCGAGCCGCUCUACUCACCGGGCGGUCAACGUGUCCGAAGCUGAGAACAUCACAAGCACGUCUUUGUGGCAGCCUCUGCCAACUGCUGUUCCCUACUCAGGAGGCGUCUGGGCACCAAAGUCUCUGGUUGCGAAGACAUCACAUGAAUCUCACGCUGAGACUUCUCUGAAGGUGGCAAAGGCUCUGUGGGCUUCAUCUCCUGAACAGGCGCACUCCGUCGGGCUGCCACAGCCAGACGCAAAGGUCUGGGACAUGUAUCUUCUUCUCCCAGCACGCGACUAUCGCAAAGCGUACUUGCCCAGACCCGGUAUGAUUACAAGUACAUCAUUGUGGCGACCUCUACCGGCUGCUAUUCCUUACUCGGGGGCCGUUUGGGCACCAAAGUCACUGAUUGCAAAGCCAUCGCCUGCCAAGACCUCUCAGAUGGCCAAGGCUCUAUGGUCUCCAUCUCCUGAAAAGACACGCUCUGUCGGGCUGUCACAGCCAGAUGCUCAGGUCUGGGACAUGUAUCUCCUUCUCCCAGCACGCGAAUAUCGCAAAGCCUACCUGCCCCGGCCCAGCAUGAUUACAAGCACGUCGUUGUGGGCGCCUACACCAAGCGUCGAGACACCCUCUGGCGGAGUAUGGAAGGCCAAGUCAGCACCACUGACAGCCAAGUCAUCUCUUGUCAAGCCCGCUUUGGCAGUGGUGGAGGACCUACUAUGGUCUUCAUCUCCCGCCAAGGCAGCUUCAUUCGGCCUGCCUCAGCCAGAUGCUGAAUUCUGGAAUGCCUACCUCGUCCCUGCGGGUCGUCGUCAGCGAGUUGCGCAUGUUCCCAAGACUGUGGUUACCAUUACAAGCACAUCUCUAUGGACCCCUACCUUGAGCACCAAAGUUCCAUCAACUGGAGUCUGGCAGCCAAAGUCCAUACCCGUCAACGUUCCGGCAAAGCAGCCUUCUCGCACAUCUAUCAAGACGAAGAAGAUUAGUUCAUCACUGUGGACUCAACUGUCCACCGCAAAGCCGUCCGUCGGCCUGCCCCAGCCAAUCUCUGACAUCUGGAACGCGUACAUCUCGCCCUUGACCAGCGCCAUGUCUACUUCUCGCAGAGUUUUCGUCUCGGAGACUACUUCAAUCGAAAGCCAGGCUCUCUGGUCUCUCCCGUCUAAAACGGAGGCCGCGGCCGGUUCCCUCUGGUGCCCAGCUGAAACUAAGCGCCCAGUUACACAAACCGUUGUUCGUGCCGUGACGGUUUCCAGCUCACCUGCUACUGCCACGCCCACCUCUGUUGCAGCCGAAAGCUCCGUUUCUUCAGAGGCACGCAAGACCAGUGUUCGUAAAUCCGUGCCUGUCCUCAUGACGCAAGAGCAGUGGAAUUCCGCAUUCAAGAGAAUCUCCCAGGACGUGAAGAGAGAUGAUUCCAGCCUGAACCAAUGGGCUCUCCCAUCAUCAUCAUCCUCGAAAAAUGUCACCAGGCUGAACCGCUCCCAGUCCGUCAAAAGCCGCCCAGUCUUCGAUCCUUCCGUCAUGGCCCUCAUCUCCGAAUACCCUUCCGCCACCACCUCUUCCUCCUCCACUUCUUCAUCACGCAAGGGCCUCGGGCGAUCAAAGAGCAUCUCGGCCCUGCCGUCCAGCCGCAGAACGCUAAGCCGCAGCAACAGCAGCAAGGCGUCAAUCGUGGAGCCUCAGCCAGCCGCGUUCCUCUGGACUAAACCCGCUUCAGCGUCCGACAAGGCUUCCUCUCCCAUGUGGCAGCCCCCCCGCCGCAGCCACGCUGACGUGCAGCUCCCGCCCUCAUUCAGCAUCCUCCUCCUCCCCAGUCCGCGACGAACCGCUGGCAGGAAGACGGAUAUUGCAAUCCCCACUAGUUUCAGGUCCGGACAGGGUUUGUGGAGGGGUGCCGAGCAAAUAAGAUUGUGAGAUUUGGGAAGAUACAAGGAGCAGGGGUAUAGAAAUCUGGAGUCAUUCCUAAUGCGGUGCUAUCAAUCGAGAUGACAGGAGUAAAGGAUUGUUCUUUUUUAUGAUGUGUGUGCAAAAGGAGGAGUAGAGAUGGAUAUUACUGUGUUGUAGAUUGUGUGAAAGACAGAAUGGUUAUGUUUGUGAUGAAGAGGGGAUAUAUACCCUUAUGAUUGGAUAAUCGAGUUUGGUGUAUUGGAAAGUGGAAAUAUUUUUUCUUUUUAUUUGUUGGAGAUGGAUGGUAUUUGGAAGCUUAGGGAAGGAUGUUGAUAAUAUGGAAGAGUAGUUUGUCGAAAGUAUAUAUUUAAAAAGCAAGUCAAUAUAACAACAGGUAUCAGCAUCUAUCAGUAUCCGAGUCCCAAGUCCAGUAGAGUAAAGAAAAGACAAAAGAUGAAAAAAAGUAUGUACUAAAAGUCACCACAAACACAUCAAACAUAUACAUUUCACUCGCACCAAAGCUUUCACGCAAUUGAACGAGACACAAAAAACCAAGAAACCUUCAUGUAUCAAGUCAUUGUUCAUGUCAUGGCCAUUCAGAGCUCUCUAUCCAUGCAUCUCGUUAAGCUAAAAAGUAAUUGAGGGAGGGAAACAGGGGCUAAGAAGGGAAAAAGAAAAGAAGAAAAAGAAGAAAAGCAUCACCAAAUGCGCAAAGUUUUGUCAAAAUUGCGCCGACGCUUUUGCAAAAGAUUCAAACACCAUACCAAUGCUUCGUUUGCCGACCACUGUGUAUAUCCUGUGUAAUUCCGAUCCGAGUGUCCGUCCGUCCCUGUUAUUUUUCUGUUUUUUAUCACUCAGAGCUCCUUUGGCCUUUUUUUUUUUUUGGUUUCUUUUUUAUAAUUUAUAAGUUGACGUUGAGGUACAUAUCGUUGUCUCGCGAGCAAAUAAGCUGCAGAUAGUAUCCUCUUCUCAUGAAAGGAAAGAGCUUCAGUAUCGGCUUGCUCUCUCCUGAUUGUUUCGGAGCUCAUUAGAGUCAUUAGGAUUUUUUUAGGUGGGUGGAAGAGAAAGGAGGCAAGUCCCUCCUCUCUCUCUACCCAAAAAGUUCAUUUUCUUUUCGUAGCAAGCCGGUUUGUCGAAUGAGACGUCACCGACACUUCAUACUAAAAGGUCAUGAAAGACAAAGGAAAAACAACACCACAUCCCCUCAACAGCAUGAAGCUGUUGCAUAGCCCUACUUGCUGUCCUAAGAACAGACGGGCGAUAUGUCGAAAGUGUCCUCAUUCGGACUAUUAUGUACGCGAUGAAUUUUCGUAUAAUUCCGACUCAUAUGAAUUCGUAGAAUCGGAUGUCCGCGUUAUCAGUGGAAAAGCGCGAGCAAAUGCAAUCGAACUGCCUUAUAAUUGCUGAUAAUCCCACAGCAAGAAGCUGAAUCGUACAGCAAGCCAAAUGAUUUUGGUAGAAAGGCAUCGCUGAUCGUGCUGAUCUAAGCUGGGAGAGAGUCGUCGAAAUAUGAUGAAUGUGCUGGAGCAUUAUCAUGGGAGUAUUAAUCGAAUAAAUGUGUAAACCCGAAACCGUCGCUAUGCAAACAGAAUAAAAACACACAAGAUCAUUAUUUCUGUACAGAGUUUCCCAUGAACCUGUACGAUGGAAGAGUGAUGGACCUGGAAGCGCGGACCGUUGUAAAUCCACACCAGAGCGGCGGUGCACUAGCUAGCAAUCAUAGUCUGUAAGCGUCUGGUCAUUGGCGAAGAAGAAGCAGAUGAUGAUGCCGAAGUUUUUGGCGAUGGCGAAUCAAGCAAGGUAGACAGGUUGCCACGAUGCCGAAUGGUUCGACGAGACUGACUCGAUCCUGGAUCGUCAAACAUGCGUGUGAAAGCUGGACUAGAGUCGGUUUGACGUUCGCGCCUUGGAGUAACCGCAGGGCUCUGCGUUAUUUGCUCAGCCCGGCGGAUGACGUCUGACAAGGAAUCUCGAAGCUCUCCAGCUCUCUUCACCAAUACCCUCAAACUGUUCGUGUCGAAAGUCAUCUUGUUAUCUGGACGAGACGGGGUGUCCUGGUCGGGGAUGGAACGGCUCAUUGCCUCCAUUACCGAGCGAGCACCUUUGGCAGCCUCUUCUUGCCUAUCAGCACGUAAUUCGGGCGUUCGAGAGCGAC
Molecule: messenger RNA, 9700 nt
Organism: Trichoderma atroviride IMI 206040
Lineage: Eukaryota; Fungi; Ascomycota; Sordariomycetes; Hypocreales; Hypocreaceae
Source: RefSeq, a predicted model, not a curated record